Messenger RNA from Bactrocera latifrons, 6654 nucleotides. It is a transcript of the gene plx, whose product is annotated as TBC1 domain family member 4. The transcript has 12 exons. The record is from RefSeq and is a predicted model, not a curated record. Bases 1044 to 6101 code for a protein of 1685 amino acids. Lineage: Eukaryota; Metazoa; Arthropoda; Insecta; Diptera; Tephritidae.
AACCGCGAAAUUCAAGCGAUUUAGGGAGCAUAAAUCUAAACUUUAUAGAAAGGAAUGUGGUGCUAACUGAGGAAGGAUAAUGUGAAAGGCGAAAUAUUCGCAAAGUAGUUUAGUGCGCAAGGAUGUAGAGAAAAUGGCAUAGACAUACAAUUCACUGUGGUGUCAUAUUUGGUCAAGUGCAGUUUUCAGUGGAUUCUCAUUGUGUACAAAUGGUGCGGAUGAAUGAAUAGCGUUGGAAUUUGGUGAAAAAUAUAGUUGUUAUCCUUUGGAAGGAGUAGCUCAUAAAGGAUACAUCUGUAUUAUAUACAUCUCAUAUUAUAUGUAGGAAAAAAGUUUUAUAUAAUGCAAACGCUGGAAAUCCGCCUAAAUAAGUAAAAAAAAACACGAAGUAGUGUUAUGUACAUACAUAUAUCGUUCAUAUAUAUAUGUAUAUAUAAGUGUCUCUUGUGUAUAAAAUAACUUACUUUUUGCGGUUUGCUUAAACAAGCGAGUGCGUCUCCUAAGGGACUGAAAGGAAAACUUUUAUAUUGCAAAUGUGUAUGUGCAUGUGAAAUCCAAGUGACACCCAUUGCUAUAGAAGCGAAUUUCAUGAAAAAUCGAUAUUUGCCAAAAAGGAAACGGUCAGCCGCGUUUUAGGUAAAUUGGGUAUAUGUACGCCUCUAUUUGGUGUAGUUGCAAAAACAAAAGCGUUGUCAAUACAAAUUUAACAGAAAUAAUUACUUAAACAGUAAAUAACAAAUAUAGAAGUUACCACGUACCACCAGAUUCCUCGUUCUGUAAAUUCAUUGUCUACUUAAACUGCCUAUUUCUGUGUAUGCAAAUUUUUUACAUUACACAUUACUACAGAUGAGUCAUGUGCGUCCAAAACUAUUUAAAUAUUUUAAAGAACUUUAAAAUAACAGUGUUUUGUGCGAAUCGUAAAUCAAACGCUAUUUAGUGCCCUAAUUGGAAAAUAAAUGUGAAUGUGUGUUGGCGAGAUUUAAAGUCCUUUCGGUUAUUAUUACAAUUAUAAUUAUAGACUUGAUACUACGUGUGAAAACAAAAUGAAGACGCGUCUUGUUUCGUUAACAUACCGCGGCAGCGCCUCUGUGGAUCCGCGCUACUCCGCCGCAAUGUUGCCAUGGACCAUAAAUGAUAUUCGCUCCACUGAAAGCUACUCGAAGCUCUCCGUUGGCAUCGAAAAUGGUGUGCUCGAGUCAUAUAAUUCCGAUUUCGAACUACAAUUCAGUCAUCCGCUCAAGCAUAUUGUCGGCAUGUGCCGCAUCGUACACAAGCAGAGCAACACGAAAAGCGCCGGCAACGGUUUCCUCCAGUUGAAAGCCUUCACCAGCGUCGGCAGCGCCACAAGUAGCAAUGCGAAUGGUUUAAAAACGAACGGCACAGGUGGUGCCUUAACCACCUCCACUUCAUAUGGUUCGCUAUCCUCGAGCGCAGCACUGCGCGAACGGGAGCGUGAACGCGAACGCGAACAGGCGUCGUUGGCCGCUGCAAAUGGCGUCGAUGGUGGUACUAAUGAGCCAGUUAAUGGCGGAAAUGCGAAUAAUUUCAUGGAAUUUCUCGGUCCCAUCACAGGCCUCGUGUACUUGAUGAAGGAUCCGCGUGACCCAUUAUUGCAUAUUUAUCUAUUCGAAUGUGAAGCGGUUGAGGAGAUGGCCGAGCUCAUGCAUCAAAUGCGUGAUCCUGCGCACACACUUGGCGGCUCUGUGGGCAGCAUACCGCAGACCUUUGUCGCCAACGGCUCCAGCAAUGACUUGUCCAUGCAACGCGCACUCACUGGCAAUGGCAUACACGCCACACCGGCCACCAAUCUCAAGCUCAGCGAAGCCGUACGCAAUGCUCAACACGAUGCUAGUCCCAAUAUUAUUUCGUCUAAGAUGAAAUCGUCUAAAUCGUAUACGCAUGGCUUGAGCAACUCAGCGGGCACCGUGCACAUUCCGACAUCUACCUCCGCGCAGAGUAAUCUGUCGUUGCUCGCCGAUAUCUCACCCAAUCAUACACACUUCUUCGAAGUCAUGUAUGUGGGUAAAAUACGUGUGUCACACAAGCGCGUGCCCUUCUCAUUCAUCGAUGACGCCCUACCCAAGUUCAAGGCGUACGACGCGCAACGUACACGUCUCAUGCAGUUGACCGCCACCGCCACGGCCAGCACAGCAACAACGGUAGCAGCGUCUAAUCGCAAACUCUCCUUGAAUGUUGAGACCAACAAUGUCAACACGCACGCCAAUAGUAGUACCGUAACGUUCGAUCUGAAAACCGUUUCGCUCAAAGAGAGUGAUGCUGAAGAGUCAGCGGCAGAAAUGGCUGAGGGCGCGGGCGCAGAAACAGAAGCCGAAACCUCGACGGAGACUGAAACGGAAGCUGAACAGCAGGAUACAAUGCCAGGCAAGUCGAUGAAAGACAGUCUUACAGAGGAAGGCGUUACACAAAUCGUUGGAGAUGAGCAGAACACAUCAAACAAAUCGAAUAAAUUACCAAAACGAUUACUGCGCGGCAUUAGUCAGACUGAACUUCCUGUGAAAAAAGAUGCAACCACAGAAGAAGAAAAAGUAGCAGGUCCAAGGACAGAUGUGCCACUUGCACCGAAUGUUAUAAUCAAUAAACAUCCAUCACCGCCACGUCAAGCGCAGGAGGUAGAGGCUUCCAAAGAGCAAGCGAAGCAACAAGAAAAAACGAUAACAACAACAACCGAAUCUGAUGAAACUCAACAGCAAGUGCUCAAGAUACCACAACAACCAACCUACGCAACGCUCGACACCGUACCAAAGCAACGCGAUCGCUCCGCCUCAUACGGUUGUAUUCCUCCAUUUGUAGAGCAGAACCGCACCAUGGUCUUUCUUGUGGGGCGUUCUGAUUUACGGCUCAUCUCGCCAGAUCGCAAACAAGUGUUGCUAUACAAGGACUUCAAGGAUGUCGCCAGCUGCGCGCAGGGACAAAAGAAUCCCGAUCAUUUUGGCAUCAUCUGUCGUGAGGUGCAUAAUGAUGGCUACAUAGGUUAUGUAUUUAAAUGUCAGUCGGAUCAUGUGUGCGACGAUAUAGUGGCGGCCAUUUCGCAAGCGUUCGUCACUUGCGCAGAACAAAAGAAAAAGGAAGCCACACAGAUCUUCUCGUGUGAACACUGUCCCAUGUUAUGGUAUCACAAACUCUGUAGUGAUGUUGAAGGUUUGAGUGAGAAGAAAACACAAGCGAUGAUAUUCCGUCGCAUAGAAUCGCUUACCGACGAUGAGCAGGACAUGAUUUGGGCCAAGUACUAUGGUUCGGAGAAGACAAGCUCACCGCUGUCGGAACAAAAUCAAUUUUUAAUGAUGCUCUUACGUGCGCAUUGUGAGUCACGUCAGCAAAGGCAUGUGCAUGACACUGCUGAGAAUCGUUCAGAAUUCUUGAAUCAAUACUUGGGCGGUAGUACGAUUUUCAUGAAAGCCAAACGUUCACUCACCAACUCAUUUGAUCAUCUGUUGAAACGUAAAGCAUCCAAGGAUGACAUUGGUAUAGCGCAUGAUCUGCGCGAUCAUCAGAUACGUGAGAAAUCGGCCGAGCCGCAUCCGGUUAGUCGCAGUGGCAAUGAGACACCACCAGAGGGUUUCCGCUCCCGUUCAAACACAAUUGGUAGCGCAAGUCCGAGCAAACCGAAUGCGGAGCACUUAAAGAGUCCUAUGAUGGAUAUUUUCAUUAAAGUUGGCAACAGUCCCAAGGAAUCUGAAGCACACAAAGCUUCAUGGCGUCACGCUAUUUUAAAUAGCGUAGUAACACCAUCAAAGGGCAUGGAUGGCGAUGCGCAGAAUGAAUUUAUGUCACCAAUGAGGAUCACAAAACGCAUACGCGGCAAACGAUCACGUGAGGAGCUCCGCGAUCUCUGGAAGACCGCCAUACGUCAGACCAUACUGUUGAAUCGCAUGGAAACCGAAAAUGCUAUGUUGCAGGCGCGUCAAAACGAAAAUGAGCUCAAACGCAUCAAACUCGACUAUGAAGAGAUCGUGCCAUGCGACAAACAGCUGAUCGAGCGUUGGGAGCAGAUCAUUGAACGUGACUCCAUGAAAAUCGCCAAUAAGAAGGAUCCGAAAGUACUGGCACAAGCGAUUAAAUGUGGUGUGCCACGUUCGAAACGUGGUGACGUUUGGACCUUCCUCGCCGAUCAGCAUUCCAUGAAUACAGCACCAGUGGAUACAAAGAAAUUUCCCAAUUUCAAUACGCCCUACCAUACUUUGCUGAAAAAUCUCACCGAACAUCAGCAUGCCAUCUUUAUCGAUCUGGGACGCACCUUCCCUAAUCACAAAUUCUACAAAGAUCCACUAGGUGUAGGGCAACUGUCGCUAUUCAAUUUGCUGAAAGCCUACUCCAUACUCGAUCCAGAGCUGGGCUACUGUCAAGGUUUGGGUUUCAUAUGCGGCAUAUUGUUGUUGCAUUGCGAUGAGGCGGACGCUUUUCAAUUGCUCAAACAUCUCAUGUUUCGCCGUCAGAUGCGCACGAAAUAUUUGCCGGAUAUGAAGAAAUUCCAAUUACAGUUGUAUCAACUAUCACGACUCGUCAAAGAUCACUUGCCAGAAUUAUACAUUUGGCUCGAUCAGAAUGAUGUCUCGCCCACUCUGUAUGCCGCACCCUGGAUUCUAACUGUAUUCAGCUCACAAUUUCCAUUGGGUUUCGUGGCACGUGUUUUCGACUUGCUUUUCCUCGAGUCAUCGGAGGUGAUUUUCAAAUUCGCCAUCGCUCUACUGAGUGUGCACAAGGACGAGUUGCUGGCCCGCGACAACUUUGAAGAAAUUAUGGAUUAUCUGAAAACGGUUGUACCGAAAAUGGAAGCGCAUACAAUGGAGAAAAUAAUGAAAUUGGUAUUCACUUUGGAUGUCAGUAAGCAGCUGACCGAAUAUAAUGUGGAAUACAAUGUAUUACAAGAAGAGAUCUCAACAGCAAAUCACCACUUGGAGAUGUUGAACCGAGAGAAAACACGUAAUAUGCAUCUCGAACAGCAACUGCAGUUUGCUCAAUCGUCGAUCGCACAGUUGGAGAAGACACGCUCCUCUCAGCAAACACAAAUCACCUCGCUGCAAACACAAGUACAAUCGCUGGAGUUGACCAUACAAACGCUCGGUCACUUCGUCACUCAAUUGGCCGAACAAAAUGUUGAACUCGAAUUGCCUGGUGACGUGCGACGCAUACUGCAACAACUGGACGAUUUGGAGCGUCAACGGCGCCGACCACACUUCACUGAACGCAAAAUUGGUAAAUCCGUGUCGGUCAAUAGUCAUUUGGGGUUUCCACUAAAGGUGUUAGAAGAGUUGAACGAAAGAGAAGAACAUGGUUCGCCACAAAAGAAGAAGGAGAAGACACCUUUUUUUGAGCACACCUACGAACAAUUGCGACAACAACGCUAUGCACAACAACAACAGCAACAAAACGCGCAAACAUCACCAACAACACAACAGCCACGAAAGUUAUUAAAUAGCGCUAGCAAUUCGCUGGACGACAACCAAUACCAAACACAAACGCAACAGCAACAGCAACGGCCAAAUCGCCUACUUGACUCGGCAGACAUACAAACAAAGCCCACAGAACUGAAGUUGCCCGAUCAGUCGGAACAGCCGUUCGAUAGCGCCAACAUACGCAGCCCACUUGAGGUGGACAGCGGCGUGGGCACACCACUCAGCCCGCCCAGCACGAGCAGCAACAGUAGUAGCAGCGGUCUCAGUACAGGCUCCAGCAGUGGUGGCAGUCUCUUCAGUCGUAUGGGUUACAGAAAUACACCAGCGGCACUAUCACCGUUAAGUAGUCGGCAAACUUUGUAUGGCGCCGGCAGUGUGCCAGCAACAACAACGGCUGGUGGCAAAGUCGUGCCAGCUGUCGCGAUUAUUGCGCCCGCCGAGCAACCACAGAUGGGUACAGAAAUGCAUCCGCUCAGCAUGGUUGGUGAGGUGAAUGUGCGUUUUAACGGCACAACACAGCUCAAAUCGAUAAGGCCCGUACAUCAUAUGCGUCCGAUGGCCACUGUGGCAGCGGGUGUAGCGGCAGCGGCUGCAUCGGCGCUGCAAGAGCAACCAGUGAAGACGGCGGCCAGCGAGAUCAGCAGCAGUGAGGCAAUAAAUAGUGAUGCGGCUAAUGGUCGCAGCUAACGGUUUUGAUUCAUAGCGAAAAUUUUGCGUAGCUUCUAUUAAGGCAACAAUACAACACAUGAAAGAUACAGAAAAAACAAAAAUAGACGAAAAUAGAAAAUAAAGUGAAAACUGCGGUGUUUUUCCAGUUUGAAAGCGGGCUGCAAAAUAAAGUGGUUAACGUAAUUGACAAAUUUUUAUAAGAAAAUGCUUCUUAAAAAUCAUAAAAAUGCAUACCUUCUUGACAUCAAAGUUUUGUUGAAAGAUAAAGUUAAAAUUCUGAGAAUAUUAUUCUAAGUUCGAUUUACAGUUUCAUAUUAUCCUAGAAAAUUAUGAGUUCCCUAGAUCUCUAAGCUAAUGCAAGCAACGGCUAAUGGAUGUUAUCAGCAAUUUUUCCAAUAACAAUAUAUUAUAUAUGUAUGUAUUUCGCUUUCAAACUGAGACUGAUCGCAGUUGGAGCAACCAAAAAAAUCUUUAAGCUUUAUGCGCUUAAAAGAAAUCUAACAAAAAUUCUACAGUUUCUGAAUGAAGAACUGCUUUCAAAUGCCGCUAACAGAAUUGAUAACAUUAAUAA